Fulvia fulva is the source of this 843-nucleotide messenger RNA. RefSeq lists its product as uncharacterized. Lineage: Eukaryota; Fungi; Ascomycota; Dothideomycetes; Mycosphaerellales; Mycosphaerellaceae. The coding region runs from base 1 to 843 and encodes 280 amino acids. The record is from RefSeq and is a predicted model, not a curated record. The transcript has a single exon.
AUGUCGGCAGCAUUCGAGAUUCCAUCUGACGUGCUGUUGCUCGUCUUUGAGCAGCUCGUGGGCGACAGCGCCACAUCGUCGAGCGCCAGCCUGACUUCUCGAGCAUGGCACACUCAUGCAAUACCAUUUCUACUCCAGGACGUCGACAUCAGCUGUCACAAUAGAGGGCGAAUGCUCGACUUUGAGGACGACACAAUCUUUCGUCGUGCCUACGCUGACUUUUCGGAUCGAUGGCCGCCUCGCCAAUCUUCAAAUGUGCGCCACGACUGGCUCCCACGGGACUUGGUCACUCGACAACGAGCGCUCCUGCACUUGAUCAUCGAUCACUAUGACCGAGCCAGAUAUGUGCGCUCGCUAACAUGGACUCUGGUUUGGAUGGCAGACGAAGAGACACAGCAGGACAUCGACCGGCAGACCUGGAAUGUAUUCCAGGCUUUGGCCAACGUCACUCGCCUUGAUCUGGCCUCUCUCCACGAGAUCUGGGAUCAACCCUUCAUUCGUCAGACACCAAGCAGAAUGUUCUCGGCUGUUACUGACCUUCGGCUCGUCGGCUGGAUGCACCGGGGGCUCGUUCGCAGCAUACUGGACGGUCUCGACUGCGCGAGGCUAUCUGUGCUGAAGUUCGACUACUUGCAGGACGAGCGCGCUCUUCCAGAUGGCAGUCCGAUGCCAGAAGAGCUCAAUCUAGAGUACGCCCAUAGUGCUCAGAACAACUUCAGCUUAGAAGAUACAGUACUGGUCAGUCAUGAGCUUUGGGACCGUCAGGAAGCGGGCACGGCAGCCAUAUUUCCCGGUCCGAUGUGGACGCCGUCUAGACUGCUUUCUCUACCAUACGCUCUUUAG